This is a messenger RNA of Dentiscutata erythropus, 2589 nucleotides long. NCBI's taxonomy places the organism in Eukaryota, Fungi, Glomeromycota, Glomeromycetes, Diversisporales, Gigasporaceae. The record is from the annotation of a GenBank genome assembly.
AUGGACGUUCAGUGGGGAUCUAGUUUUCAGUCCAACAACACUGCUAAUAAUGUAGAAACCGCGAAAAGCAUAAAAUUACUUUUUGCAAAAAUUGUUACAAUGGAGAAACAAUUAUCGGAAAAUUCAAAACAAUUUUCUAUCGAUAUUAAAAAUCUUGAUGAAACUGCUUCGCUCUUUCAGAAUGAAAAUUAUUGGCAAAUUAAGAUUAACUCUCAUUUAAGAUUGGCAAAAAAAUAUUAUGAAUAUAUUCAUCUUAGUUAUUCUUCGGCCAUAAAGCAUGACAUUGAAACGAAAUGUUGGAAAAUUGCUUUUUAUUCGUUAAUUGAACAAUUUCGUCAAGCAAUUUCUUUGGAACAUGAAGCUGAAAGGUUUUAUAAAAAAUUGUUAAAGUUGAUUUCUGAAGAUUCGAAACUUAGUAAAAAAAAUUCGGAGAGUAAUAAACCACCAAGAUGGAUACGUUGCAUAGGUUAUUUAGGUGACAUUGCUAGAUAUCGUUGGACUUAUUGCUUGGAAGAUCAAGAAAAAAAUAAACAAUUCUGGGCUGAAAAUGCGUCUCGAUGGUAUCUUUUGGGAAUUCUGCUCAAGUCUAAUAAUGGAAAACUUUAUAAUAAUUUGGCUGUUCUUGCGGGUCAGGAUGAAUUUAAAAUGCUGUAUUAUUAUUGUAGAAGCCUCAUGGUUAAUACUCCUUACAUGGCCGCUCGCGAACCACUUAUUUGGUUAUUCGAAACAAAUCGUAAACGCUUCGCAACUCUCGCAACGAACAAUAAUAAACAAAAGCAAAAAGGUCGUGCUUAUUCUCAACGUGAAAAUUUACAAUCUUCGAAUAAGCGAUGUGAUAAUUUGAAUAAUAAUUCAAUUGAGAGUUUAUAUGUAAGAUUACAUGGAAUGCUUUUCACCAAAGUUGGUCUUGAAUUCUUUGAACAAACUUUAAAUGUUUUUAUGGAUAAAUUAUUCAAAUUAAAAAGCAAUCAAAUUUCUGAUAAUACAAGUGGGACUCAUUGGUUAGAAUUUUGUUUACAAAUGGUGGUCAUUAAUAUAUCAAGUUUAUACAAUUAUGGUAAUACCGAGAAUUCGUCUCUCAAGUCAACCACGGUAACUGAUGGGGAUUUAAAGCAGACUUUAGAUUUAGAUCCAACUUUUGCCGAAGAAUCUAGGCUCACUUUUGGUAUCAUGUACCAAUUCAUGUCUAAAUAUCUUGAUUCUAUGUCAUUUCAAGGAGAAUUCGAUGUUUCUGAAGGAUUUCUUUUAUAUUGUGAGAUAGUAUUACUUUGGAUGGUAGCUAAUGAUGCUUUUAAUAACUCGGCUGAUAAAUCUAACAACUGUAUUUGGGGAAAAUUUUUGGACAAAUCUAUUUGUCCUAAAUUCUGGGAAACUUUGGCUCGAUUUCUUACAAAAAUUGCUCAUCAAGUAUCUCCAUUUACAAUAAAAGAAAUUAUAGAAUUUUCUUCCAAUGUUGAAGAUUCAAAUCAUGUAGAACGUAUUCGUCCUCCACCAUUAAUUGAGGAUUGGAAAUUACGUGGUAUUUCUUGGCUUCAAUCACUUUAUGAACCAUAUUUGUUUGAAAAUGUAUCUAAGCCAUAUAUAAAAUUUGUUGAUGAUGAUAUUGAGAUUAUUACAAAUAAUUCUUAUGAUAAUUUGGAUUUUAAUUCUGAUCAAGACGCUAAAACUCGUCGUAGAGCAAGGAUUAUGGAAUUGGGUUAUCUAUUAACCAAGAAAAUCAUUGGUUUGGAUUUUGAUAUUGAAGAUGCCACCUUUACGUCUUCUUUAGAGUUAGUUAAUGAAAUUUCUGACAAGGAAAAUGAACGUCCUUCAACGUCAAAAUUAUUAACUGAAGAAGAUGAAACUAGUCCUGUUGUAACGAAAUGUGUAGAUAACGAAUACACUAGUGAACACAUUGAAUCAGAGGAUGAAGGAAUUAUGGAGUUAAAAUCUCGCAGGCAAGAAUUAGAAAAUCUUUUAGGUACAACUCGUGAGAGUUUUCGAGGUCCUUCAGUACAAAAAUUUUCGUCAAAGAAUUCCAGGAAAUAUACUCCUCAUGCAAUGAAAAAAGUGUCAGCUUUGCCUUCUAGAAUUGGUAUUGGAUAUACUACUAUUGUAAUCGAUACAAAUUGUCUUGUUGGAGAUCUCAAUAUGGUCAAAAAAAUUAUCCAAAGUAAUAAUUGGGUGGUGGUCAUACCUUUAGUUGUUAUCACAGAAUUGGAUGGAUUAAAACUCAAUCCACCCCCUCUUGGUACUGCAGCAUCCGAUGCGAUUAAUUAUCUUGAACAAGCUUUAUCAUCGUCUAAUAGGAUGAAAAAACUCAAAGUUCAGACAAGUAAAGGCAAUUACGUAUCUGGAAUUAACUUUAGUGAAGAAUUUGAUUUUGGUGAUGGUGAGGAUAAAAAGAAAAAUUUGGAUGACCUUAUUCUUGGCAUCUGUCUAUGGCAUGCUAAAAAUCACGGAGAAAACAGUUUUAAUAACAAAUCGGAAAAGGAAAGCAAUAACAAUGAGGUCGUUGUAUUGCUUACAAAUGAUCGAAACCUUCGAGUUAAAGCGCGUGCAAGAGGCAUUGAUGUUGUGAGCUUUCAAGAUUUUAAUGAAUUAAUAUGA